AUUUGGUCUUUUACUAGUGUUUAGUUCCCCAACGCAAGCAAGUGAGAACUAGCGGUCCAAAACAGUGAUUCUCCUUUUAUUACAUUCGUGUGCACCCUACAUAGCCGUUUCAGAAAGGUGACGGCGACGGAGGAGCAUCUUCCACCCAUUAAAAGCAACACUCGCGCCUCCAUUCACUAACCCUAAACCCACUCGCGCCUCCAUCCACAAUGCCAAUGGCCUAUUGCAUCUCCCACUUUCCCAAACUCCCACUUCUUCCUUCUUUCCCUCAGUCCCAAAUUCCGUUCCGUUCCCCUAAAACCCUCCGUUCACAAAACGACGCCGUUCCCCCCACCACCCUCCGCGGAUGUCCUCCUCCCACCGCGCGCCUCUACCCCGCGCGUGUGCGAUGCUCCACCGUCGCCGUCGCGGAACCCACCACCGCCCCCCAACUCGGCAAGCGGACGGACAUAAAGAAGAUUCUAAUCCUCGGCGCCGGCCCCAUCGUCAUCGGGCAAGCGUGCGAGUUCGACUACUCCGGCACCCAAGCGUGCAAGGCCCUCCGCGAAGAAGGGUACGAGGUUGUCCUCAUCAACUCCAACCCCGCCACCAUCAUGACCGAUCCUGAAACUGCCGACCGCACCUACAUCACCCCCAUGACGCCGGAGCUCGUCGAGCGCGUCCUCGAAUCGGAGCGUCCCGACGCACUCCUCCCCACCAUGGGCGGCCAGACCGCCCUCAACCUCGCCGUCGCCCUCGCCGAGAGCGGCGCCUUGGAAAAAUACGGCGUGGAACUCAUCGGAGCCAAGCUCGACGCAAUCAAGAAGGCUGAGGACAGGGAACUCUUCAAACAGGCCAUGCAGAAUAUUGGGAUUAAAACCCCUCCCUCCGGUAUUGGCACCACGCUCGACGAGUGCCUCAGCAUUGCCAAUGAUAUCGGCGAAUAUCCAUUAAUUGUGCGGCCGGCGUUUACCCUCGGCGGCACCGGCGGCGGAAUUGCGUAUAACAGGGAAGAUUUGUUGGAAAUUUGCAAGGCUGGGAUUGCUGCUAGUUUGACUAAUCAGGUUUUGAUUGAGAAGUCUCUGUUGGGGUGGAAGGAGUACGAGCUUGAGGUAAUGAGGGAUUUGGCUGACAAUGUUGUUAUCAUUUGUUCCAUUGAGAAUAUUGAUCCCAUGGGGGUGCAUACCGGGGAUUCAAUUACCGUUGCACCAGCGCAGACUCUGACGGAUAAGGAGUACCAGAGGCUGAGGGAUUAUUCAAUUGCUAUAAUUAGGGAGAUUGGUGUGGAGUGUGGAGGGUCUAAUGUGCAGUUUGCGGUUAAUCCCGAGAAUGGUGAGGUCAUGGUCAUUGAGAUGAACCCCAGAGUUUCCAGGUCUUCGGCUCUGGCGUCUAAGGCUACCGGGUUUCCAAUUGCAAAGAUGGCGGCGAAGUUGUCUGUGGGGUAUUCUUUGGAUCAAAUACCAAACGAUAUAACGAAGAAGACACCGGCUAGUUUUGAGCCCUCUAUUGAUUAUGUGGUUACUAAGAUUCCACGGUUUGCUUUUGAGAAGUUUCCUGGUUCUCAGCCAAUAUUGACGACACAGAUGAAAUCUGUUGGUGAGUCAAUGGCUGUAGGGCGAAACUUCCAAGAGUCGUUUCAAAAAGCUGUUCGCUCUCUAGAGUGUGGAUACUCUGGAUGGGGGUGUUCACAAGUGAAGGAGAUGAACUAUGACUUGGAGCAAUUGAAGUAUAGCCUCCGAGUUCCUAACCCCGAGCGCAUUCAUGCCAUCUAUGCUGCAAUGAAAAGAGGGAUGCAUAUUGAUGAAAUCUUUGAGCUGAGUUACAUUGACAAAUGGUUUCUCACGCAGCUCAAGGAGCUGGUUGAUGUGGAAAGUUUCUUGCUGUCUCACAAUUUGUCUGAUUUGACAAAUAUUGAUUUCUAUGAGGUGAAGAAAAGAGGGUUUAGUGAUAAACAGAUAGCAUUUGCAACCAAAUCCACUGAGAAAGAAGUACGCAAUAAGCGGUUGUCUCUGGGUGUUACUCCAGCAUAUAAGCGAGUUGAUACCUGUGCAGCGGAAUUUGAAGCUAAUACUCCUUAUAUGUAUUCUUCUUAUGAUUUUGAGUGUGAAUCAGCUCCCACUACCAGAAAGAAGGUCUUGAUUUUGGGUGGAGGACCAAAUAGAAUUGGUCAAGGGAUUGAGUUUGACUACUGUUGUUGUCAUGCAUCCUUUGCUCUUCAGGAUGCAGGAUAUGAGACAAUCAUGGUGAACUCAAACCCCGAGACAGUCUCCACAGAUUAUGACACUAGUGAUCGCCUAUACUUUGAACCCUUGACUGUUGAAGAUGUUUUGAACAUUAUUGAUUUGGAAAGGCCUGAUGGUAUCAUUGUACAAUUUGGAGGUCAAACACCAUUGAAGUUAUCUCUCCCCUUACAACAAUACCUUGAUGAACACAAGCCAGCAUGUGCUAGUGGGGUUGGUCAUGUACGCAUUUGGGGAACAUCUCCUGAUUCCAUAGAUAUUGCUGAGGACAGAGAGAGGUUCAAUGUGAUGCUUCAUGAACUAAAGAUUGAACACCCAAAAGGAGGAAUUGCUAGGAGUGAAACUGAUGCACUUGCCAUUGCAGCAGAUAUUGGAUACCCAGUUGUUGUUCGUCCUUCUUAUGUUUUGGGUGGUCGAGCAAUGGAGAUUGUGUAUACUGAUGAUAAGCUGGUCACUUACCUUGAAAAUGCUGUUGAGGUGGAUCCAGAACGCCCUGUAUUAAUUGACAAGUAUUUAUCUGAUGCCUGUGAGAUUGAUGUUGAUGCACUGGCUGACUCACAAGGUAAUGUAGUCAUUGGUGGGAUAAUGGAGCACAUUGAACAGGCUGGGAUACAUUCUGGUGACUCUGCCUGCUCUAUUCCCACCAGAACUGUUCCUUCUUCUUGCUUGGAGACAAUCAGGUCGUGGACAGAAAACUUGGCUAAACAGUUGAAUGUUUGUGGGCUCAUGAAUUGCCAGUAUGCAAUAACUCCGUCAGGGGAUGUAUUUUUGCUAGAGGCCAACCCUCGAGCUUCUCGUACAGUUCCAUUUGUAUCCAAAGCAAUUGGCCAUCCCUUGGCUAAAUAUGCUUCCCUUGUCAUGUCUGGAAAGACCCUCUGUGAUUUACAGUUUACAAAAGAAGUUAUCCCUAAAUAUGUGUCUGUAAAGGAAGCAGUUCUUCCAUUUUCAAAGUUUCCAGGCUGCGAUGUGUUUUUAAGUCCUGAGAUGCGAAGCACUGGUGAGGUCAUGGGUAUUGAUCCUUCAUAUAAUAUUGCAUUUGCUAAGGCUCAAAUUGCUGCUGGCCAGAAGUUACCACUUUCUGGUACUGUGUUCCUUAGCUUGAACGACUUAACAAAGCCACAUCUUCAGAAGAUAGCAAAGGCUUUUGUUGAGAAUGGUUUCAAGAUUGUUGCUACCAGUGGAACAGCUCAUGUUCUUAACUUAGCUAAAAUUCCAGCAGAGCCUGUGCUGAAGUUGCAUGAAGGGAGGCCUCAUGCUGGUGACAUGAUAGCCAAUGGAGACAUUCAGCUGAUGGUGGUAACCAGUUCAGAUGAUGCACUUGAUCGGAUAGAUGGUCUGGCCCUCAGAAGGAUGGCUUUGGAUUACAAGGUUCCUAUUGUGACAACAGUUAAUGGAGCUCUGGCGACUGCUGAAGCUAUAAACAGCUUGAAGGCCAACUCUAUCAAAAUGAUCGCUCUUCAGGACUUCAUUGAUGGUGAAUUUAAAGAGUGAGAGUUUUUGCAGACAACCACUUACUUUCUGAAUUGGUUAGGCGUUAGACACCAGUAAGCACCUGUGUUUUCUCUUUGUAUUUGGUACUACUAAUUUAUGCCCUUUCAAGUCUUUUUGCCUACAAAACCUCCAUUCUUUCAUCUUUCUAUUUGAGAUAAAUUAUUAGAUAGUAUUUGCGAUGUGUUGCAUAUUUUGAAUCGUUUUGGAUUGCUCUCCUCCACUAAGAAUAUAUACGUAUUGUUAUCAUCUAUGGUUUUGUAUAUUGACUGGGCUAUUGCUGCUUACCGUGAGAUUGCACAAGUUGCUAGAUUUGGGAGUGGCGGAAGAAUUGCUUUGGGAUGCUUUCAUUUGUUGAGUAAAGUGUCCAGAUUAGAUAUGUAAGGUCAUGUAGUCUGUCCUGACUCCUGAUAUAUAGCAUUUUUGUGCUUUUGUGUAAACGAUUUUGUAGUAUUUGGAUUUCUACAGCUUAUUAA
Molecule: messenger RNA, 4183 nt
Organism: Glycine soja
Lineage: Eukaryota; Viridiplantae; Streptophyta; Magnoliopsida; Fabales; Fabaceae
Product: carbamoyl-phosphate synthase large chain, chloroplastic-like
Exons: 3
Coding region: 210-3710 (1166 amino acids)
Biological process (GO): L-glutamine metabolic process
Cellular component (GO): cytoplasm
Molecular function (GO): metal ion binding; ATP binding
Source: RefSeq, a predicted model, not a curated record